Messenger RNA from Punica granatum (pomegranate), 2001 nucleotides. The record is from RefSeq and is a predicted model, not a curated record. NCBI's taxonomy places the organism in Eukaryota, Viridiplantae, Streptophyta, Magnoliopsida, Myrtales, Lythraceae.
ACACAAUUCUCCGUUCAGGUUCAGUUUUUGUUUUCGGCGUUCUCCAGUCGUUUACCACAUCGGCGACACAGAAGAUCGCCGAGAUCCUCGAGAAGACUCGGACCUCCUCUGCCAUCCACAAGGUCCCCAUGUCUUCUCCGCCUGCACCAAAACCCCUAUUUUCCUCUCUUCAAUUCCCACCGCCGUGCCCCCUGCUUCCGACAGCGUCGUCCACUUUCUUGCCGCCUCCUGCAGCUCCAGAGCUCCCUCUCAUGGCACUGCCUUCUUGCCAGUCACACCCACACCCGCGAUCUUAAUUCCCAAUCCGUUUCUACCGAACCUCUCUCCACAUUCUACCCAUUCGGUCACCAGAAGCUCUGCCUGCGGGAGGAUCAAGCGAUAGACCGUCAGUUAUCCCUCUCUGGACAGGUCCUCGGUGGAGCAUCGGUGGGGGGCUCUCUGAGCUUCAGCAGUAGGACCCCGGUCGCGGGUUUUUGAAAAGCUUUAGCAAUCUGUGGAGCCUCUCUCUACAGGCAAUCGCCUCUCUUUACUGGUAUAAGUGGACGGACCAUCAGUUGUGGGAAUUCUCCAACGACCGUAGGAUCGGCCUCUCACGGCUCCGGUCACCGAGGGAACUGCAAAUCCUCACCCAUGCCCAGAUAUAAGGACGAGCCUCCCGCAGUUCGGGUGUACACAGUCUGUGACGAAUCGAGGUAUCUGAUCGUGAGGAAUGUCCCUGCUCUGGGUUGUGGAGACGAGCUGUUGAAGUUGUUUGCUACGUAUGGAGACAUUGAAGAAUGCAAACCGAUGGAUGCCGAAGACUGUGAGCCUUACACUGAUGUGUACUGGAUCAAGUUCCGUCUCGUCUGCAACGCAAGGUUUGCAAAAAGAAAGUUGGAUGAGUUUGUCUUCCUUGGUAACCGACUACAAGUUUCGUAUGCUCCUCAAUUCGAGAGCUUAGCUGAGACUAAGGAGAAGUUGGAGUCUCGGAGAAGAGAAGUUAUAGCUCGUUUGAACCCUGGAAGAUCCAAAGCUUCUACGACUUGUGAAACAGGGGCUUUGAGAGUGUCUUCAGUGGAUGGGAGUUCAUCGCAGCAGAAUUUUAAUCAAAAGAGGGAUUUAGGUGGAACACAGCCUAUUGCUAAUGCUUCAAGUUCCAUAGUUACGAGGGUUUCCUCUGAUCAGGAUUACUUUGCAUCACAAUCAAUGAACCAUGCUGUUCGUUUGGUGAGAGAAAAGCUUGAUAAGAUUCAAUCAAGUGGCGAGCAUCUUCAAGCUGCUGGACCUGCUGUCAAGAAAGCAUGUCGGGACAAUCGAAGAAGAAUCUGAGUAUUAUAAUUGGCUAAUAUCGGCCUUUUCUAUAUAUGUAUUUGUUUUGCUGUUCUGGGCCAAUAUGCUUUUCUUGAUCAUUACUCCUGCUGAGCCAACUAUCGAAACGUGCUGGAAGAGUCCAUUGGACGUCCAAGGUACAUUGGGACACAGUCAGUUACCAUCAAUGGGCACAAGGCACUGACGCUAACUAAUCAAUUGCACAAAUGCCGGCAAAGAAUCAACAAGACAGAAACCUCAUUAUGCUUGCAUGCUUUGCAGACCAUAUGUUCCUCCUUGAAGCUUCGGUCGGAGCUUGUGGUGUUUGUUAUUAUGGUUGAUGUUUGAAGCUGUCAAUUUCACUGUCUCCAAACCCUUCCUUUCCCUGAUCAACUCUCAUCGAGAUCGCCCGUUGAAGAUUGGUCUUAAGGACAUUAGCAACUGACUCAUUGUACUUAGCUCGGUAUUGCCAGUUCUGAACUUCCACGGCAACCGGCUUUAUUCUCUCCCCGAGCCUCUCGAUUCCUCCGAUUCAUGUCCUCUAUCUCCAUGUCUUUGUCACGUAGUUUCUUGUUGACUUCUCUUUCUGUGGCAGAUAGGAAAGAAGCUAUGUGCCUUUCCUUGAUGUCUCUUACUCCCCUCAUAAGAUGUCAGCUGAAGUAAAUGUGGUUUCUGCUUUGCUUUGUAGCAUCUCGAUGGUCACUAAUUUUGAUA